Messenger RNA from Gloeophyllum trabeum ATCC 11539, 876 nucleotides. RefSeq lists its product as uncharacterized. The record is from RefSeq and is a predicted model, not a curated record. The transcript has 3 exons. Gene Ontology annotation, molecular function: protein binding. Lineage: Eukaryota; Fungi; Basidiomycota; Agaricomycetes; Gloeophyllales; Gloeophyllaceae. The coding region runs from base 1 to 876 and encodes 291 amino acids.
AUGAUUGCACAGCAAGGACUUCAGAAAUACGAAGACCUGUGGUACGAGGAUGGAACAAUUGUUCUCCAAGUCGGGAAUACCCUCUUCCGCGUAUAUCGCGGUGUGCUCGCUGAGCAUUCUUCUACGUUCCGAGACAUGUUUGCAAUACCCCAGCCCGAUGAAAUCGACUCAUACGAAGAAUGUCCCCUUGUUGCCCUGCAUGACCAUGCUUCCGAGAUGAUCCAUUUUCUGCUUGCCAUCUUCAAACCCGGCUAUUUUGAACAGGCUUCGACGACCAGCCGACCAUUUAUCAUCUCUGUCCUUCGUCUCGCCACAAAAUAUAAUGCCGCCGUACUCCGUUCUCGCAUCAUAUCCCUUCUCACCUCGUACUAUCCUUCAACACUCGAAGCUUGGGAAAACCGUGCAUCAUCCCCCGUUGCACAUCUCUUCACGGACGGCGACUUCAUGGCAGCCUACAUGGCACUAACGUGCAAUAUCACGACAAUUCUCCCGGCAUCCCUCUACUGCUGCUGCAUGCGGUAUCCUACCAGCUCACUGCUCAAUGGAUUCAAGGCCGCGCCGCCUAGCGGAAAGAUAAAGGCAGCCUGUCGUAGCACCCUGAACUCGCGCGACUUCUUCAAGAAGGCGAACAGGUGCCGCGAAAUGUCUUGCCGGAACGCGUUAUAUCGCUGGCGCGUGACGGAGGAGGGCGACUGGGACGAUCACUUCUACGACAUCCUGAAGGGUGACGAAAUGGACAGCGUAGCUUGCACGACGUGCAACGAAGGUGCAGAGGAGCUUUUCACGGAACUCCGGGAGGACGUGUGGGAUAACCUGCCUAGUUAUUUUGGUCUGCCCGAUUGGGAGGACCUUCGCAAAACACUGUCCGAGGAAUGA